Molecule: messenger RNA, 255 nt
Organism: Sphenostylis stenocarpa
Lineage: Eukaryota; Viridiplantae; Streptophyta; Magnoliopsida; Fabales; Fabaceae
Source: the annotation of a GenBank genome assembly
AUGGACAUUCAUGUGGAUAAUUUGGAAGCCCAAGCAGCAAUUCGUAAUGCAUUUAGAGAUUUCACACCUAGUCACAAGUGCAAGCAUGAGUUCAUGUUGUAUAUAGCAAAGCUAAAUGACCCUAAAACUAAUGAGCUUGAUGUGAACAAUCUCCUUAAUAUAGAUGACCCGACUCCAAAUGAGAAACCUGAACCUCUAGAUACAACCCCAACCCAAAUCAGUUUAAAUGCACUGAUGGGCCACUCAAUUCCUUAG